Clarias gariepinus (North African catfish) is the source of this 3870-nucleotide messenger RNA. RefSeq names its product peroxisomal biogenesis factor 5-like a (gene pex5la). The record is from RefSeq and is a predicted model, not a curated record. NCBI's taxonomy places the organism in Eukaryota, Metazoa, Chordata, Actinopteri, Siluriformes, Clariidae. Gene Ontology annotation, molecular function: protein binding. The transcript is spliced from 15 exons. Bases 310 to 2148 code for a protein of 612 amino acids. Gene Ontology annotation, cellular component: peroxisomal membrane; cytosol. Gene Ontology annotation, biological process: protein import into peroxisome matrix, docking.
GACAAUGCUUCUUCAGGCAGACACACACGCAUCGGGACAGCUGAGCGGAGCUUCACGGCGAGUUGGAUAAGAGACUGAAGAGCGGGACUUGAAGCUCACUUUGAUCUUUGCGAAGAAACAUCAGAAGAACGUUUCAUCCUGACAUUCUCCUUUUUUUUAUGUGUAUUAUAAGCACUUCUUUAGAGGUGUUCUGUUCCAUUAGUUUGUCAACACUUGGCUUAUUUCCCAGGCGACACAUGCUGUCUUUGGGGUUGAACUGACUUGCACUGAUAGUCGGGGAAACCUCGCAUUGAUAACUCUCAGCUCAAUAUGUACCAGGGGCACCUGCAGGGGAAAGACUCUAGGGCUGCAGAUAAGGCCGUUGCCAUGGUCCUGAAGGAGAUACCCAAUAAGGCGUCCCCAGAAGGCAAACCUCUCCUCACGGUGACCAACAAGCUGGUGAGUGAACAACAAGAGAGCCGCCCAUUGCUAAGUCCCUCCAUCGAUGACUUCUUGUGCGAGACCAAGUGUGAUGGAGCUGCCCGCCCUGUGACCUCUAACACAGCAGUGCUGUCGUCUUCUCUGGACCUGCUGGACCUGAGUGAGCCUGGAGAGAGGAGAAACAGUAAAGACAGGAAGAGUCCUAUGUCCAGCAAGAGCACGCCUCAUAGAAAGAAAGCAGAUGAAACCGAGCUGAUACAAGUGGAUGUUGAACAGAAAAAACCCUGCUCUCGUACACCUGUGAAAGAUUCUUUAGAUUCAGCAGGUGUUCCUUCGCCGCUGGAGAAGUGGGAGGAACUCAAUCCUCAUCCGGAGAGAACCGGUAGCAGGAAAUGGAAGCUAGACAAAAGGCGAUCAUCUAAAAAUUCUGGGGAUUUUGCUUGGUCUACUGACAGCAAAACGCAACCUGAUGCAGCCACCAAGAACUCAUUAGAAAUAAAUUACAAGACUGAGGCAGAGACAUCCCCUUCCACUCAACUCAACAAGCAGUAUGUUAGUGGAAGACAUGGCCGAGGGGGCAGAGACCAGAGGUGGGGUGGUGGACUCCUAUCCAGAAACCAGUCCCUCGAAGAGGAGUUUGAGCGCGCCAAAGCAGCUGUGGAAUCAGACACUGAGUUCUGGGACAAAAUGCAGGCUGAGUGGGAGGAACUGGCUCGCCGAAACUGGCUUUCAGAAAACGAGCAGACCCAAAUUCCCUCCACUGUAUCUCCUCAUGAAAAGGGAUAUUACUUCCAUACAGACAAUCCGUAUAAAGACUGGCCAAAUGCAUUUGAGGAGGGACUGAGGAAGGCCAGAGAGGGAGAUCUGCCAAACGCUGUUCUUCUCCUGGAGGCAGCCAUCUUGCAGGACCCCCAAGACUCAGAGGCUUGGCAAGUCCUGGGGACUACACAGGCGGAGAAUGAGAAUGAGCAGGCAGCUAUUGUCUCCCUCCAGAGGUGUCUGGAGCUCCACCCCAACAACCUCCAGGCCCUCAUGGCAUUGGCAGUGAGCCUGACAAACACGGGCAUGAAGCACGAAGCAUGUGAGGCACUACUGGGCUGGUUGAGACAUAACCCGAAGUAUAAACACCUUUUGAAGAACCGCAAUAACCUGCAGGGCUCGCCAAACACACGCCGCCUCUCAUACUCUGCGCCCAUGGCAAGUUCUCUGCUGCUAGACGUGAAAGAGCUGUUUUUGGAAGCAGUCCAGCAGAACCCAGAUAUCAUUGAUCCGGAUUUGCAAACGGGCCUAGGUGUGCUUUACAACCUUAGCUCUGAGUUCAACAAGGCUGUAGACGCCUUCAACGCUGCACUCUCUGUCCGGCCAGAGGACUACUUGCUGUGGAAUCGUCUUGGGGCGACGCUAGCUAACGGAGACCGCAGCGAGGAGGCAGUGGAAGCUUACACCCGUGCUCUGGAGCUCCAACCUGGUUUCAUUCGCUCUCGCUACAACCUGGGCAUCAGCUGUAUCAACCUGGGUGCACACAGGGAAGCCGCCAGCAACUUCCUGACAGCACUGAGCCUGCAGAGGAAGAGCAGGAGUCGGCAGCUCUCGCACCAGGUCAUGUCUGGGAACAUCUGGGCGGCAUUGAGGAUAGCACUUUCAAUGAUGGACCAGCCCGAGCUCUUCCAGGCAGCAAACAUCGGGGACCUGGACUUACUCAUGAGGGCCUUCAACUUGGACAUGUGAACUGACAAAUGUUUUUGACUGAGUAUAAGCCAGGAACCCAAAGUCCUUCGAAAGGAGGAAGCAGCAAACAGUUUUAUCAAGUUUUUUUUUUUCCUCCGCAGAGCACCUUUACAUUCCUGAGAACUGCACAGCAGUAUAUGAUUUCAGAGAAGAGCACAAUGCCUGGAAGAUUGUAUAAAGAUGCCUUAGAGAAAAUACUAGUUAGUGAUGUCUUGCUGGUUGGAGAAGGGAUAUGCUGGAAGAAAAAAAAAAACUAUGGAAAAAGAUGGAUGAAACUGAAAAACGUUUCGUUCAGAAACAGAUGCAGAUCUGAAUUGUCAGAUAGAUCAAAGCAAUAGUUUAAAAAUGUUCAGUGCUAUAACCCACAUUAAACCAAUGUAGAGCUCUGUUCUUUGCUGUACCUUUGCUGCAAACUAGCCUAAAGGCUAGUAAAGCCUUAUUUAAAAAUGCAUGACAGACAUUCAAAAAUUUCAGAGAUUUUAUGGGGAUGAAAGCAAAUGACAUAGUUGGCCUCUAAAUGGAUUGUUGUUUACAAAGAAGCAAGAAGGCUUUUUUUUUUUUUUUUUUAAACCACACUCAAAGCUCUCUAUAUCAAUGAAUGCCAUAUAUGACUUUCUUAUGAACAACCCACAAAAUAUGCAGGUGACUGUCAUGACAUGAAGUUAUGCAUUAUUGCAUUGUCUUAAAGCUCAUUCAAGACUUUUGUUGCAUGUGAUGUGAAAAGUGUGAAAGUGUCCAAAAAUUAUGAAUGAUGUAUAACUUGAUUAUGGUUUAAUUUAUUGCUUGUAUAGACGGAAGUAGAUUUCGUAAAGGAUGAGCGUUGUCACUUUUUUUUUCCAGCUUACAGAGGAAACACCAUGGAAAACACGAAAGCUAGUUAAAGAUGCACUUUUUUUUCUCAAUAUAUCUAGCUACAACUAGUCCACAUACACAGGACAACAGAACACAGCAUGACUGAUCCAUGAGAUGGGUUGCAUUUCUAUCUUUACAGGGCACAGGUUUUUCUGCUCGAAACAUUUAGCAUGAGCGACCAAAUCUAUUCACAUUGAUUAUCAUUUUUACAUAAAGUAGUUUAAAUCCUGACUAUAAAAUUUUCUCUGACAGGACUGUGCUUUCUAGAUUGCUUCCUACUGUAAAUUAUCUAACUGAUACAGUAUAUUGGUAGAGCCCGAGGAAUGUCUCCCCAUUUUUUUAGAACUGUGUACAAUCUCAGGUGAGAUGAUCUAGAUGACCUUAUACACUAGAACUCCUUAUUUAUGAGGACUGCAUGCUGAAUGCACUUAUUUUUGAAUGCGGUAGCUUUAUUUAUAUGCAUGAAAUUGUCAUGCCUCUUUUAUUCUGACCUUCAUUUCUAUGACAUACACAUAAUCCUGGUUUUUGCAUUUCAGUAUAUACAGUAUAUAUUGACCUUUACGUACAUUUAACUUAAAGCAGGUUAUAUAUUAGUUACCAGUUUUGCAAUGCAAUUAGUAAGUUAGAUGAAAUAUACUUUAUUGUAUACCUGUUCAUACUAUUCUCAUAAAAGAGACCAGAUUUAUUGAAGCCUGUAGCGCAUGCAAAACAUCAUACAAAGCAGUACAAUCAGCGAUUUGACUUGAAUUCAUCCUUAUUACCAUAAUACUGAAAUUAUAUAUGCUGCAUCUCCUAAUAAUACUGUAUGUCACAGGCUUCAUUAAGUCUGGUGCAACAUAUUUAAACAUAACGGAAUAUAUGAAAUAUCGA